Candidula unifasciata is the source of this 437-nucleotide messenger RNA. The record is from the annotation of a GenBank genome assembly. NCBI's taxonomy places the organism in Eukaryota, Metazoa, Mollusca, Gastropoda, Stylommatophora, Geomitridae.
GGGGUGAUACAAGCGGGAGGCUUCCAGAGAAUAUGGAGCAUCAAUGAGGAAUGGGGGAGAAUCCAGUUUUUCAAUUUUGACCCGGAUCCUACAGUCCGUCAUACAGUGUGGAAUCUGAUCAUAGGAACGGCUCUGACCAACGUUGGAACUUUCGGCGUCAACCAGGCAAGUGUACAGCGCUACAGUAGCCUGCCAACACUUGCUAGUGCCAAGCUAUCAGUGACGUUAAAUAUCCUAGGCCUGAUUGUUAUCUAUGUGCCUGUCUGUCUGGUCGGAGUGGUUCUGUUCGCCUACUAUGCUGGCAAAGACUGCGAUCCCUUGGCAUCGAAACUCGUCGACAACUCAAAUCAGCUGGUUCCCUACUUUGUGAUGGAAAUCCUAAACUACCCCGGCGUCCCGGGACUGUUUGUGUCAAGUCUAUUCUCUGGAGCUCUUAG